AUGAAUAUGAUAUACGUUAAUUAGGCUUAAAAACCUAAAUAGUCAAUAUCAAAAAGAUCUUCAAGUGGCACUAACAGAUCACCAUUUGUUAAAACUCAAUAAGAAUAACAUAAAAAGGAGUCAAUUCCAAUAAGAUAAGAAUAAAUUUAUAAAAAAACUUGUGAAGAUCUAAGACAAAAAAUAAAAACAUUCAAUUAAUUAUAAAGAUGCAAUAUUAUACUCUUUGGCCCAAGUGGUUCUGGAAAAUCGUCUUUAAUUAGAACAUUUAAUACUAGUUUAAAUUAAAUAUAAACAUUACCAUAAAUGUUAUGUAUCAAAGACUUAUUACAUAAUGAAGGAACAAAACAUUUUUAAAGCAUAAAUUUAGUGUAAUCAGCUGAAAAUAAGAUAUUUUCAAAAAAGAAUUCUUAUUUAAUUUAAAAUUGUGAAAUCAACGUUCUAGACACUCGAGGAUAAAUACACUUAAGUUUAAAAGAAAAUAAACAAGUGGAGCUUAUGUUAGAAGGGAAAGUAAAAAAUAUGAGUUUGGUUGAAUAGAGAACUUAUAGGUAUGCUUAUAAAUUGUGGGAAUUUUGGAAAUAAGAUUCUGAACUUUUCCCUUAAGAAAUUAUUAGUUGUGGAACCUUCAUCCCUCAUUAGAUUCUAAUAGUUUUUGAUGGCAGUUUAGAUAAGGUACCUAAUGGGAAAGAAGAAACUGAAUUUUAUUAACAAAUUCUUAAUCUUGUUAAAUAAAAGGGUUAUGACAAUCCAUUCAUAAUUUUAACAUAAUUAGAUAAAUUGGAAUGUAAAUUCAAAAAUCAUGAUGAUUAUUAAAUAUAUAUUGAUUGCAGAAUAGAAUCAAUAGUUUAAUCUUUAAAAAUUCCAAGGGAAAGUGUAUUUUUCAUUGAAAAUUAUCAUGGAUAGUAAUAAAGUGGUGAACUUGAUUAUUAAGCUUUAAGGCUGAUGUAUGAAUGUUUAUAAUAAGCAUCUAAAUAUCAUAUUUAAAGUGUCGAAUGUAAAUUUUUUUGA
This is a messenger RNA of Paramecium sonneborni, 1008 nucleotides long. NCBI's taxonomy places the organism in Eukaryota, Ciliophora, Oligohymenophorea, Peniculida, Parameciidae. The record is from the annotation of a GenBank genome assembly.